UUCUCUGCUAACCGGAAAGAAAUGCGAUAAGAGAUGUGCAUUGAGCAAUUUCUUUCCUCUGCAAAGUAAAAGUGAAAGGGCAAUUUAUUUCUACAACUGAAAUAAGUUCUUCACACAAGUUCACCAUUAUAAUUAUAAAAAAAUGUUAACAUUGGCUUAUAAUAGCUUAAACCAGUUUAUAGAAGAAUAUAAUUUCAAUUUAUUGAACUUUAUAUUUAUCGGUUUUACUGCAGUGAUAAUAGUCUUCGGUAGCCUCGUUAAUCUUGUAGAGUCUUUGCUGCCCAACUCCUUACGGCAGUCAUUCCGGUAUGGCAAGCAUUGCCAUAAAGGCACUACAAAUGCAUUAAUUAGUCUUACGGAAAUACCAAAGAGUUGGUUUAAACAUUUCUACAUUUUCGCUUUCUCCUGGUCACUGUUGGCACUUGUUCUCGUGCUGAAAGGAUUCAUUGCGAAAGCAGAAGCGCCAGAAAUGGUGUUGACAUUUUUGGAUUUUAUGGCUGGUGGCCAAGCGAAUAGAAGUGUGCAAGUUGAUUCCACUUGCGCUUUGGUAGCUACAGUGCUCAUGACUAUGCAAUGUGGAAGGCGAUUUUAUGAGACAAAUUUCGUACAAAUAUUCUCGAAAAAUAGUAGAAUUAAUUGGAGUCAUUAUUUAGUUGGAUACAUACACUAUUUUGGUGCAAUAUUGGCGUUAUUAGCGAAUACGCAAGGCUUUGUAAGAGGAACUCAGCCCUCGCCUUUCUCUUUGAAGCAAAUUUCACUUGUACAAUAUCUUUGCAUAUUUAUUUUUCACUUUAGUUGGACACAACAGUACAAGUCAAAUAUGAUACUUGUUAACUUGCGUAAAGAUGCUAAAAGUGGUGAAAUAAAAACUGAACAGCAUUUACUUCCGACAGGUGGAUUCUUCAAUAUGAUUUCCUCGCCGCAUAUGUUUUUUGAAAUCGUCAUGUAUGUGGCGGUGUUGGGAUUGAUGCUAAAUAGUACUACAUGGCUCUUAAUAUUCAUAUGGGUAUUUUCCAAUCAGUUGAUGAAUGCAUUGCUCACGCACAAAUGGUACAAGGAAAAUUUUAAAAAUUAUCCGAAAACACGAAAGGCGCUUAUACCCUUCAUUUUGUAAUCAUUAUUGAACUUAGAAUAUUUUUGAUACUUACAUACAUAUUUUAAUUAAAAUUUUUAAAGAUAGUUAUAUUACAUUCCUUUGGUAUAGUCGUCGGUUCAAAGACGAGUUCAUGUCGUGAUGUACAACCAUUAACGCUUGUCCAACUAGAAAAUAAAAGCUGAGGAAUAUGUCUUAAUA
Molecule: messenger RNA, 1294 nt
Organism: Rhagoletis pomonella (apple maggot)
Lineage: Eukaryota; Metazoa; Arthropoda; Insecta; Diptera; Tephritidae
Product: polyprenol reductase
Exons: 3
Coding region: 143-1114 (323 amino acids)
Biological process (GO): polyprenol catabolic process; dolichol-linked oligosaccharide biosynthetic process
Cellular component (GO): endoplasmic reticulum
Molecular function (GO): 3-oxo-5-alpha-steroid 4-dehydrogenase activity
Source: RefSeq, a predicted model, not a curated record